CUCUCUCCGCCUUCCCCGGAUCUCACUCGCACGCUCUCUAUCCCCACACUCUUCUCAUUCCAACUCAUCUUCUCAUUCGAAUCAGCCCUCCUCAUCCCUCACUCCACUCCACCACCCUAAUACCUGCCAAGCCUUGUCCCGGUUAAACCCAAAUUCACAGGCAUCUUGCUAGCUCCCCCCCAGCAACUCUCUUACACACACGCAAAUCUCACAGCACUCAGUCCCACAUACCAUGUCAACCUCAACACUCCAGCUGCUGCCCACAACUGCGACAGAGAUCGCUCAGCUCGACCCCGCAACCCUUGCAUCCAUCCCUGGUGUCGCCUACGACCUCAAACGCCUCAAAGUCUACUCGUCCUGUCUUCGCUGCAGAGCCAAGAAGGUCAAAUGCGACCGCAAGGAGCCCUGCUCCCGAUGCGAGAAACAUAAUGUCGAGUGCUCCUAUCGUGAACUCGCCUCUGUCCAACUUGAUAUCCGCCAAUUCCAGCGACACCUCACCAACCCCAGGAUCCGAAAGGAUGGCGCAGGCAUCAUCACCUCGACCGCGACCCCGAUCAUCACCUUGCCCUCGGGUGAUACGGCCGUGCUCUCCCCCUCGACAACGGCGGCUGCCACAUUGAUCGCUGCAGCCAAGGCAACAGCUUUGACGGGUAACGGUGACGGCAACACGAAGAAGACACAUGGGGAGAGAAGAUCGGCAAAGUCUUCCUCAUUGACCUCUACCUCUAUCCCAGCCUCGCCUGUGGAGUCAUCCGCAUCCAAAUUUGCGCUUGAGAGCACUAGCAGCACCGAUACAGAGUCGGAUACCCCGACACGUGCUCACUCGAGCAAGGCUGCUGCCAUGGCGCGCGCCAAGGUUAACAAGCUUCAACGCCGCAAGUUUGCUGCCAAGGUUGCCAAGAGGGACCGUGUCGAGUUUUAUCGCCAGGUCCAGGCCGAUGAUGACAUGGACGACGACGACGAUGAUGAUGAGGAGGAGGAAAUCGAACGUGUCGUCCUCAGAGAUAACGCAAACUCGGCCGCAAGACGCGCAUAUGCUCAUGCGCAGUCGUCCGACGUGAACAUGUCGUCCGAAAGCGAGGACGACGAGAACAACAUCCCCAUUUGGAAGGCCCAAGCCGUGGGCAAGCACAAGCAAACUGCGCACGAGCAGGAGCUGGCCGAGACGUUCGGCCUGGCCGCGUACCUCAAGGCCAAGGAGAUGGAGUCUGGUCAGGCCGGUCAGACCAUCGAUUAUGAUAUAGAGUUGGAGCGCGCCUUGGUCCAGCGCCUGCCUACGUCUUUCUCGCGUCCGGACCGCUCCCUGUCGCGCGCUCGCAAGUAUGCCCAGGCAGGGUAUAACCCUUCGCUGCCCUAUGCCCGUCCAUCGUACUGCCAGCUCUCGAGCUUGUCAAGCGCCGUACCCCUUCCUGUGGCCGCUCAUUGCUGCUGCCAGAUUGCGGCCAAGCAAGGCCAGGCUCCCGGAACCUGCUAUUUCUCCGGAAACACGAACCGGAGUGCGGCCUAUGACAGUUCCUCGAUGUCUCCUCCGCCUCAGACAAUCGGGUACGACCAGGGGGAUUCUGCUCGCAUCCAAUACUCGCCCUCAUGCCAGCCCUCGUACACGCCCAAGGACGAGACCGCGACUGCCAAGCCCGACUGGUCCGCAUCUUCACCCGCAUCGUCCAUGAUGCCUCCACCUCUUGCGCCUCUGCGAAAGCUUGACAUUGGGGCCACGUCUGCAUCGACCUCUCCGCUGACAUCUCCAAGGAUCGAAUUGCCGCCGAUUUACCUCCCAAGGCUGCCGCCAUACCCGACCACACCUGCGUCGUCGGAUCUGUCGAGGUUCCAGGUGGGACGCGAUGGCGAUGCGGAGAAGCCGCCGCUAGAGAUUGCGUGCAAGUACAAUGAGCCGAAUGUGGACGCUUGGGAUAUGAUCGAGAAGCCGAUUUCGAGGACGGUGCCCGUGACGACGAAGCGGGGUCGUUCGGUCAAGAUGGAGAUGGGUUGGAUUCUUUCGUAAGAAUGAAGAAAGCACACGCGUUCAUUUCCCUCUCAUUCUCUUUCUUUCUUUCUUUCUUUCGAUCGGUCGACCGUGAAAGACGUUGAUCUUUUUUUUUUUCUAGUUAUUUUUAUUGCAUAUUUGAAGUUUUCUUGUUGAUAGUUUAC
Gamsiella multidivaricata is the source of this 2148-nucleotide messenger RNA. RefSeq lists its product as uncharacterized. The transcript has a single exon. Gene Ontology annotation, biological process: regulation of transcription by RNA polymerase II. Gene Ontology annotation, cellular component: nucleus. Lineage: Eukaryota; Fungi; Mortierellomycota; Mortierellomycetes; Mortierellales; Mortierellaceae. Gene Ontology annotation, molecular function: RNA polymerase II cis-regulatory region sequence-specific DNA binding; zinc ion binding; DNA-binding transcription activator activity, RNA polymerase II-specific. Bases 233 to 2002 code for a protein of 589 amino acids. The record is from RefSeq and is a predicted model, not a curated record.